Molecule: messenger RNA, 2087 nt
Organism: Boeremia exigua
Lineage: Eukaryota; Fungi; Ascomycota; Dothideomycetes; Pleosporales; Didymellaceae
Product: WD40-repeat-containing domain protein
Exons: 3
Coding region: 220-1752 (510 amino acids)
Biological process (GO): positive regulation of TORC1 signaling; cellular response to amino acid starvation
Cellular component (GO): nuclear pore outer ring; Seh1-associated complex
Molecular function (GO): protein binding; structural molecule activity
Source: RefSeq, a predicted model, not a curated record
CUUUGACGAUCGACGGCGGGUGAACGCCCAACGAGUGCGGGGAGAAGCAGGAACAACAAAGGAAAGAGCGGCGAGCGACGAAUAACGCGUGCUGUCUAUGAGCCGAAAACUUGGAGUCGCUGUGUUGUUGAAAGGCCACGUUCAAGAGUCGUGACUUCCCCGGCUGGUUCCUGCUCUAGCCCCAAACGAGAGACGGCUCAUUCGAGACGCGCAGCCUCCAUGGACCUCAACGCCCCAGCACAGCAUAUUCGAUCCGAUACUGUACAGCUCCUGGACGCUGUGACACGUCGACUUGCGCGUCCAGCCUUCCUUUCCAGUAUCACGCCGUCACGGCUGCCAUCACAAGCUGCGAGCGAUGCGUCUCUGAGCCCCACACGCGACGAAGCACGGUUGCACUCUGGCCCGCUGUCCAACCAUCGGCAGUCUCAUCUCAACUUCGCAGUGACCAUUGACGAUGCGCUUGAGCAGGCCGAUCUUGUCGCCCCGCUGAUACAAGAGCCUUGUGCUGACGGGACCUCGCCAAGCGUUGACACACGUGUUAGCCAGCGCCUGGAGCAAGAAUUCGUUGGAGCGCGUCACGCGUACGCAAAGAUGGCCUCAGAACGUAACUUCACAACUUUCUCUCACGGCCACCAGGAUCUUGUACUUGCCGUCGAUUUCAACUAUUUUGGUACGCGUAUGGUAACUGCGAGCUCAGACCACCGACUGAAAGUCUGGGACAAGAAGGAUGAUUCUUGGACUAUGGUCGAGAGCUGGAAAGCGCAUGAUGCCGAGAUAACAGAUGCGAAGUGGAACGGCCCCUUCAUGGGCGAAGUUAUAGGGAGCAUAGGCGAGGAUGGACGAUGUAAACUGUGGCAGGAAGAUGCUACCGAGGUGCCCCUGUCAGGUAAUCGCUUCAAGCUGAUCGCGAACCUGGUCUCAACUGGCCACGCUCCGUUCAUGUCUCUGGACUUCAAGAACAUCAUGCAAGAAACCUGGCUUGCGCUGAUUACCCGUGAUGGCCGAUUGACUGUCUAUGAACCUUCGGAUCAAAGCAGUCUGAACGAAUGGACAAUACUUGCAGAGCGCUCUGUCUCCGAAGACAACCCCCCAGACCGCCAGGAUGAAGUAGGGUUCAAGGUCGUCUUUCAUAAGGAGAAGCUACCGUGUUGGACAGCAAUCAUGGCUGGGUUGGACCGAAAAUCCCUCUCGCUAGCGGUUGCUGCGAUGAAGGACGUCUUGAUCUUCCGGACAGACAAGGCCAAGCGUUUCUUCCAGAUAGCGAAGUUGGAAGGCUCCCGACAAAUCAUCCGUGAUUUGGCUUGGGCUAAUGGGUCCAUGCGAGGCUACGAUAUCCUUGCGACUGCGAGCAAAGAUGGUGCUAUCCGCAUCUACGAACUCUCAACGCCAAGCUCAAGCAAAGCCUCGAAUGUCAACUCAUCUGUCGGUGCUGCCGCGGUUCAGCCUGAUGAAUCGCCACGUACGGACUCACGCAGGAACGCUCCUUCCGGUAUCGGAGCCGGACUUGCUGGUGCUUCAGCUGGCCCAGAUAUGCAGCCUGCAAAUGAACAGCACCCAGGGCGGAUCACUCAAAUAGCGAAGUUUACAGAUGAGCUAACGAAUCACCAUGGAGCAGUCUGGCGAGUAGCGUUCUCGCAGAUGGGAGAUCUACUGGUGUCCACAGGUGACGACGCUUCGAUUCGCACUUGGAAGAAGGCCGUCAAUGGACGAUGGGCAGAAUAUGCUGAGAUCGAGACUGCGCGUGAGAAUUAGGACGCUUCUGCGCAAGAAUCUCCCUCGCCGGAGUCUGCUAAGCAUGUUCAUUUCACCAACGAGGAUGGUGUUUCGACGUUUUAACGCCCAGAACACCUCGACGAUGAUUCGUGAACGUUCAUUAGAGCAAGUUCCCAGUUGAAACUAGAGUCGUCUGGAUGCUGAACAGCAUGGCAUACCUUAUGGUGGGACCCCACAGUGACGGCACUUAUCACAAUACCGCCGAUAGAACCAUGAAGUCAUAAUUCACCCAGAUGGUGUGCUUAUCUGCUCACACGCGUUCGAAAACAGCGGUCGUCGUUGCGUGAUGCCGUGAACGCUCGCGCAUCUCGCGU